AUGGAUCCAGUGGAGGUUCAGCAGCAAUUGAACGCCAACUACUACUUCAACUGUGUCUCUUUCACGCUGAUAUUCUACGACUAUUUCCUCACGCUUGAAUGGGAAGUCUCGCGAUACUGGGGCCCGUCGUUCACAUUCCGCUGGCCGACCAUGGUCUUCUUCGCGAAUCGAUAUGCAACUAUCCUGGGCAACAUACCCGCCGCGAUCGAGUACUUCUGGGCCACGCCCAGCUCGCCCGCAAAGUUCACUACGUAUCACAAAUACUUCGUCAUCAUCAUCCAAGUCUUCAUCACCGCUCUCCUGACCGUCCGGACGUAUGCGCUUUACGAGCACAGUAAACGGAUCUUGGCCCUCAUCAUGGGCUUCAUAGUCGUCACCGCAGGCUUAGGGCUGUGGGCUACCUUUCGCCUGAACAUCGACCAAGCCAGCACAACGUACCAUGCCGAGCCGUAUUUCGGGUGCACCAACACCACCACCCGGACCCAGGCGCUGAAUUUCGCUGCACCCUGGACCAGCCUGUUCUUCCUCGAUUGCGUCAUAUUCGUGCUCACUGUCAGGAAGGCGUUCCAUGGAUUUCGCGAUCGCCACAGCACGGGCAGCGAGCUGUUCACUGUCCUGCUACGCGAUGGCUCGGUGUAUUUCGCUGUGAUGGCUCUCGCGCACUUGUCGAACAUCAUGACAUUCUUUUUCGGCACAGAUUACACGCGUGGGAUCGCGACGACCUUCACGAGCAACAUCGGCUCUCUGAUGAUAUCGCGGCUCAUGCUGAACCUCCGCGACCCCGAUCUCAGCGAUCUCAACCAGACGGGCCAUACCAGGAACCCUGAAGAAACUGAACUGACCGCUGCGAUCCAAUUCGCGUCUGUGGCUCCAGGAAGCCAAAGCUCGGAAGGCGCGGGUUGAAUUUUUCUUUCGCUGUUGUAAUCAUUGUAAGCAAGUACUGUACGUCGUUAUCGCUCGACCUCACUGUAUCAUUUGUCGUUGGAAAUCGUUCCUCUCCGGUAUCUCCCGCCAGGCCCUGCAUAGAUCCACCCCCGAUGCUGCAGCCAGGGAUCCGUAGCAAGAAUGAGCUUAGUCCCGCUCAUUUCUCGCGCUCAAUUCGCUUCGAGUCAAGUCUCCAAAUCAAUGAUAUGUCAAACC
Molecule: messenger RNA, 1140 nt
Organism: Mycena citricolor
Lineage: Eukaryota; Fungi; Basidiomycota; Agaricomycetes; Agaricales; Mycenaceae
Source: the annotation of a GenBank genome assembly